Hydra vulgaris (swiftwater hydra) is the source of this 2685-nucleotide messenger RNA. RefSeq names its product protein phosphatase 1 regulatory subunit 12A. Gene Ontology annotation, cellular component: cytoplasm. Lineage: Eukaryota; Metazoa; Cnidaria; Hydrozoa; Anthoathecata; Hydridae. Gene Ontology annotation, molecular function: protein kinase binding; phosphatase regulator activity; enzyme inhibitor activity. The record is from RefSeq and is a predicted model, not a curated record.
UUCGGCCGGACCCUUUCUCUCUAGAAUCUAGCUACUAAAGUUAACAGCCGCCAUGAUGUGAAUAUUUCUUAUGAGAAAUUAUAUUUAAUGGAGCUUUUAAGGAUAUACAGAAAUUAUUACUCUUUUAUUUGUUAUUAAAAAUGGUUGAGAAAAUGUCAGGUGAUCUUGGUCAAAACUCACGGGCCUCUAAAGCUCUUUCAGAUCGAGUAAAAUCUAUUUCUAAUUAUAAUAAAAGUGAUACUGCUAAGGAGAAGAACGUUCGUCAUCCAGAGCAGUUUAAGAUAAAGUUUGACAAAGGAACUUUAUUUCUUUCUGCUGUUUCAUCUGGUGAUUUGGAAGAGACAGAGAGUUUACUUAAUGAAGGGGUUGAUAUUGAUUUUACUAAUAUAGAUGGUCUUGCUGCAUUGCAUCAGGCUUGUAUUGAUGAGAAUGAAGAAAUGGUUAGCCUUUUAGUUGAGCGAGGUGCUAAUAUAGAAGCUCGUGAUAAUGAAGGUUGGACACCACUUCAUGCAGCAGCAAGUGCAGGAAAUGUUGAAAUAGCAAAAAUAUUGAUUGAACAUGGUGCUGACCUUGCAGCUGUAAAUAAUGAGGGAGAAGUUCCUCUCGAUCUUGCAGAUGAGCAAGAGAUGGUGGAUUUCUUAACAGAUGAAAUCGAAGGACAAGACCUUGAUGUUGAGGAAGCUCGAAAUGAAGAAGAACGUCUUAUGGUUGAACAUGCCACAAGUUGGUUGAACAAAAAGAAGAUAGAUGAAAAAUUAGAUUGGCAAGAUGCAACAGCUCUACAUGUUGCUGCGUCCAAAGGAUAUACUAAAGUUAUUAACAUUAUUUUGAAGAUACCUGGAGCUGAUGUGAACGUUAAAGAUUGUGAUGGCUGGACACCUUUGCAUGCUGCAGUGCAUUGGGGAUCGAAGUCAGCUUGUGAACUUCUUACUGAUUUUGGAGCAGAUUUUGAAAUUAUGAAUAAUAAUGGUCAAACACCUUGUGACUUAGCAGACAAAGAGUUUCAAAAAACAGCUGAAGCUUGCAAAAAAAAGUCAGCUGAUGCAGGACUUGCAAAAAAAUCUAAAGGCACAAGUUAUUCAUUUUCGAUUGAAAAAGAAAUGUAUGCCAUUGAAUUAUUAAAGAAGGAAGCACCCCGUCCUGCAAUAAAAGGGGGUCGUGUUCAACAGCAGACUUUAGAAACGAAUAAUAAUACUAGUAACAAUUGUGUUAUUGACAAUAAACAAAAAACAAAAGAAGUAAAAAAUUUCGACUCUGAAAACUCAAACACAUCAACAUCUGGAAAUGCAUCAACAAAUCGUGUUACAGUUAACUCUUUAGCAGAUACUGUUUCUGUAAAACUUCCAAGAGGUACUUCAGUAACAGUUGAAAAUGAUUCAAGUAAAACUGAUUCAAGUAAAACUGAUAACUCAGUUUUGAACUCUUCCAAUCGUAACAAAUUACGAGAAGAUUUACCACGAAGCUCUUUGUUGAAAUCAGAUCCUGUUGAAACUCCAUCAUCGCGAUCAGUUCCUUUAAAAAAUGACAAAGAAAAUGCUGAAACAUCCAAUCGUUCGUUAUCAUCAAGAACAGAUAAAGUUGAAAAUGAUUCAGCUGCCAGUCGUAUUUCUUCAUGGAGAAGUCAAAGAACUACUGAAAACAAUGAUGUCAAAUCAACAAGUGAAAAUAGUACAGAUAAAAAAUCAACACCAUUGUCUCGUUAUCAGCGAGAAGAAGUUCCAUCAAGAAAUCGUGCUGAUAGAAGUGAAAAAGAAGAUGAAGAAGAAGUUAAAAAGCCACCUGAAGACACCAGUGUUCGCAAAACUACAGGAGUUGCGGAGCGUUUGCGUUUGAAAAAUCAAGAGCUGCUUUCGUCAAUUGAUCGCUCGACUGAUAGGGUGACCGAAAGGACCACUGAUAGAGUUACCGAAAGAACGACUACUGAUCGACCUAGUUACAGUGAUAGGACUUCUGUUUACUCACGUGAUCAAAAUAGCACUGUUUCUGUUAAGCCUAAUAGUAAAAUAUCUUCUAGCGCUGAUGUUAGUGACACUAAAGAAAUUCAACGGAAGUUAGAUCAAACUGAAAAAGAAUUACAAGAGUACAAAGAAAAAUAUGAAAAAUUAAAGAAGGAAAAAGAAGAUCUUGAAAAUAAAUUAAGUCAAUACCAAGAGGACUUAGAGAAAAUGCAAGAACUGAAGAACGAUAAUGUACGACUAAAGGACGAGAAUGGAGCGCUGAUACGCGUGAUUAGUAAAUUAUCGCGAACUCCUGCAUCUUCGUCUUGAUUUUUAAUUUGGUGUAAAUUGGACUUUACCUGAUUUAACAUACUUUUUUAAUCUGAAAAAAAAAUCGUACUGUGAAGUUCGAUCGGGCGCUGAUAUUUCGCUGCCUUGAUGACCUUCUAUGCACUUGUAUUUAGCGCACGUGUUGGUCCUUUUCGCGAUUGACGAUUUUCCGCCCUUUCGAAACCGAUCCAAUUGCUAACAGGUGCAAGAACAUUUCAUACAACAGAACUUUCUGAUUGUACCAAUUAUGGGUGUUGAUCUUGUUUACGGACUAACAUCUCCAAAUUUUGUGCAAUAUUUUUUUUUUAAUUUUGCUAAGAUUGUACAUAUAAUCUGAAUAAUAGCGCCCAAGGGAGUUUGCGCUCCUUGCAAGGUGUUAUACGCUUUAUAAUCAUGAAAUAUUAGUUAUAUUUUUCUA